This is a messenger RNA of Caenorhabditis angaria, 2240 nucleotides long. The record is from the annotation of a GenBank genome assembly. Lineage: Eukaryota; Metazoa; Nematoda; Chromadorea; Rhabditida; Rhabditidae.
AUGUUUUUUUUUCAGCUCGCUGGAAAUCUCGCAAGAUUUGGACAUGACAGUUGGCUUGUUGUGAGUUUUUUGAACUUUUAAAGGUGGAGUGCGAGCAAACACAGAAAUUGACGCGCAAUUGCAGACGAUUUUUGGCUUAUGUCGCACUCCACCUUUAAAAUUUUCUGACUUGGCUUUGAUAUCAUUUGAACUUCUGGAAUUGCAAUUUGAAACUGAUAGAACUUUCAUUUUUCUUGAUUUUUGUUGAAAAUCUUGAAAAAUGGUUGAUUUUAUCAGUUCCAAAUUGGAAUUUCAGCGGAGAUGCGGAAGCUAUGCCCAAAUUUUGAAUUUUUAAUCAAAAGACUGCCCGCAAACACCAAAUUCUACGCGCAAUAUCGACACCAAACGUUUUUUUCUGUCUGCAAAAAAAACACAAAAAAAACCCGAGAGAAAAAAUAAUAUUUUUGCGUGACGUGAAAUUUGUCGUGGCAAAUGUCAUUUUUUUUUUCAGUUCAUUCAAAUUUUCGGCGAGCAACGAAAUGGCAGCAUAUAUUUUUUUAAAGAUGAGUUUUUGUUUUUUCCUUGGGGUUCCUCUGAAUUCCUAGCCGCUCUUUGCGAAUAAUUUGCCACGUGUCUCUCCUGGAGUAAAGUACAGCUCAACUUAGCCGAACUCUGGAUAGUAAAGCUUUUUUAGUUGAGCAUUAGCCAUUGCAAUUGUCAGGAACCUCGACAUGAGUUACCUUAAGUCACUUUUUGGUUAUACUCUCGACUUUGUCGACUUGAUUUGGUUGGAAAAACUGUGAAGGGAGAGAUCGAGGUUCGCUUUUCGAAAGAAAAGAAAACGUGGAAUUAUUCAAGGAGGAGCGAAAUUUAGACUAUUAUCGGGGAAAAUACGAGAUUUCCAUGAAAAAUCUGAUUUUUUUGCAGAAACAAACUCGAAAACGAUGGAAAACCCGCCUGAACACGACGAGUUCGGCCAACUUGGCAGCUGAUGAUUUGAUUUCGAUGCCCGAACAAACGUUGGUUGAAUGUUUUGGCAAUUUCAAGCUCGAUUUUCAAAGUCUGAAAAUCAUGCAUGUUACAAAAUUCAAUUUUUUCUUUCAGAUUGGCGAAUCGACAAUUGCGCUACAUCGAACAAUCGACUGUUUGGACAUGGUAAGUAUAAUAUAAAAAUAAAAGUGAACUUCUGAAAUAUCCAUAAAAUAACUAAUAAAAUUUAGAGUUUUCUUGAUUUUCUUUAAUUAGAAAAUUAUGAAAACUCUGAAUUUUAUCAGUUAUUUUUGGAAUUUCAGCAGAGAUGCGGAAGCUAUGCCCAAAUUUUGAAUUUUCAAUGAAAAACUUCAAAAUUUUAGCCACUUGCAAAGAAAUCUUCAAUUUUUCAUUACUAGGACUCUCUAGCAGUUGAUUUCUAGAGUGAAAACUCAAAAAAUUCCAGAAUUUCUGGCUCAAAGAAGUGCCUCUGCCAUCGACACCAAACAAAUAUCAAUGCGCGGACCACACACUUCAACUCCUGGAGCUCGUCCAACAACAACAAUGAGAAGCAUGAACAAAGUGGACACAUCACCAGGUGGAUCCAAAUUCACUAGACCAGCUUUUGGUAUGGCAAGAACGAAUUCGAAUCUUCGCGCAAAAGCACCAAUCGCAUCACAACGUGGGUUUUGAGCUCAUUUUCAUAUAGGAAAACCUCUAUAUUUUCAGCCGGAUCUCGAAACGCUUCUCCACCUCGUCGAACAUCAACAACAGCUUCCGAAAUUCAACGUGUCAAGUCGAAUUUGGGAAACAGCUCGUUUGUCGCUUCUUUGACUCAAGAACAGGCGGCCAAUUUGCAAAAUGCUAUGAAUAGUGUUAGAGAUCAAUUGGUAAGUGUUUUCCCGCCAAAUUUCAUCUCAAAAUCUCGUUUUUCUAGCGUCAACCAUCGAAAAACGACGAUGACGAUUUCCUUUUGCCAAAACGUCCGAUCAAAACAACUCCGCAAAAAAGUGCGUUGAUUUUGGUGAGUGAAAAAUAAAUAACAAUUAUAAUUUGAACUUCUGGAUUGCAAUUUGAAACUGAUAGAACUUUUGUUUUUCUUGAUUUUUUUGUUGAAAAUCUUGAAAAAUGGAUGAUUUUAUCAGUUCCAAAUUGGAAUUUCAGCGGAGAUGCGGAAAUUAUGCCCAAAUUUUGAAUUUUUAAUGAAAAACUUUGAAUUUUUGAAAAAUAAAUUAAUUGAACCUUUUUUUCAGAUCAAUAUCAACAAUUCGAAAAGAUCGAGCAAGAAAUGA